AUGCCACGUGCAAGACGCCGGCAAUCCAGCACUACCAAGGCCCUUAGCACAGAAAUUCGGUCCUGCUUUACGGCCCAAGCUGACAGCGAAGGCAGUAACAAGUGGUCAGCAUUGAAGAAACCCGUCUAUGGGGCAGCUGAUAAAAUUAUCGGCUUCACUCAUUGGCGCCGGAGUGACUGGAUCAGCGGAAGAAUCCUGCAACUGUCUGCUGAGACUACUCGAGCCAGGUCCCGAAACGAUGCUCCCUUCCCCCAACUCCGAAAACUAAAAGCAAAGUCGGGUAGAGAUGACAGGCAGAAGUAUUGGCCUGAAACGUCGAUUUCUAUGGAACAGGCUUCAAAUGUUGGUGACAUUCGAAAAUUGUACCAAAUCAUCCGUCAAGGUGGCGGUCACCUACUGGGGAAAGUGAACGAGCUACGGGAUCUAGGUGUAUGUAUAACGCCCAACCUCGAACCGUCAACUCAAUGUGUCAAAACCGCGAAGAAGGCUAUAGGCAUCCUAGGAGCGAUCAGAGAGUCCUUCUUCUAUUUUGAUGAGGAGCUUUUUGGGCGAGUCUUCGGAACAUUUUUUCGGCCAAUGUUAGAGUACUGCGUCCAAGCGUAG
This is a messenger RNA of Dibothriocephalus latus, 603 nucleotides long. The record is from the annotation of a GenBank genome assembly. NCBI's taxonomy places the organism in Eukaryota, Metazoa, Platyhelminthes, Cestoda, Diphyllobothriidea, Diphyllobothriidae.